This is a messenger RNA of Coccinella septempunctata (seven-spotted ladybird), 2650 nucleotides long. Its product is annotated as ATP-dependent RNA helicase dbp2-like. Gene Ontology annotation, cellular component: nucleus; cytoplasm; ribonucleoprotein complex. Lineage: Eukaryota; Metazoa; Arthropoda; Insecta; Coleoptera; Coccinellidae. The coding region runs from base 201 to 2483 and encodes 760 amino acids. The transcript has 9 exons. The record is from RefSeq and is a predicted model, not a curated record. Gene Ontology annotation, molecular function: RNA helicase activity; RNA binding; ATP binding.
UUGAUUGUGAUGACAAAAUGGAUGCAUGUUCCAUAAAAUCAAUAAAUAGAUUUUCAUCAUAAAUACAGAUAGAAUUAUUUGGCUGAUAGUGAUUUUCACUAUAAAAAGUUCCGAUUUGGUAUCUUAAGUAGUGAAUAGUUAUUCGUGAUUUGUUCCCAUAAAAUAGUCGGUUGUUGGAGAAUUCAGGUAUUGAAAAUAAAAUGAGAGGGCGGCCAGGGAGACGUUCAAGGAGUCGUGAUAGAGGUCGAAGAUCUAGGAGUAGAGAUAGACCUUUCCGGGGAGAGAUGAGAGGUGGUAGGAGAAACCAAGCUGGGGCUAGUUUAAGAAAGCCUAGAUGGGAUUUGAGCCGAUUGGAACCCUUCAAAAAAGAUUUUUACACCCCACAUUCAAAUGUAAUCAAUCGGUCUAUAGAUGAGGUGGAAGAAUGGAGGAGGCAAAAGGAAAUAUCCUUGAAAGGAAGGGAUAUUCCAUCUCCAGUUCUUACAUUUGAGGAAGUAUAUUUUCCAGAAUGUGUCAUGUCGGGUAUAAAGAAAAUGGGAUUCAAGGUUCCUACAGCGAUUCAAGCUCAAGGAUGGCCAAUUGCUUUAUCUGGCAGAGAUAUGGUUGGUAUAGCAUCCACGGGAUCUGGUAAAACACUUUCGUAUAUCCUACCUGCCAUAGUUCAUAUCAGUAACCAGCCUCGCCUGCAAAGGAAUGAUGGUCCUAUUGUGUUAGUUCUCGCUCCUACCAGAGAAUUAGCUCAACAAAUUCAACAGGUAGCAAAUGAUUUUGGUCAUACGUCCAAAAUCCGAAAUACUUGUAUAUUCGGUGGAGCCCCUAAAGGUCCUCAAGCAAAUGAUCUAAUGGAUGGUGUAGAGAUAGUAAUCGCUACACCUGGUCGUCUUAUUGAUUUUCUCGAGAGUAAUCGCACAAAUCUGCGCAGGUGUACGUAUUUAGUGUUAGAUGAGGCCGAUCGUAUGUUGGACAUGGGGUUCGAACCUCAAAUAAGAAAAAUAAUAGAACAGAUAAGACCCGAUCGGCAGACUCUCAUGUGGUCGGCUACUUGGCCGAAAGAAGUCCAAGCCCUGGCUUCCGAAUUCUUGAAAGAUUAUAUUCAGAUAAACGUGGGAUCCCUGCAGCUGUCAGCUAAUCAUAACAUUCUCCAAAUCAUCGACGUCUGUCAGGAAUACGAGAAAGAAGGAAAAUUGAGCACCUUGCUGAAGGAAAUAAUGGCCGAGAAAGAAAAUAAAACGAUUAUUUUCAUUGAGACUAAAAGGAGAGUUGAUGAGAUAACUAGAAAAAUGAGGAGGGAUGGAUGGCCAGCUGUGUGUAUACAUGGGGAUAAAUCGCAACAAGAAAGGGAUUGGGUGUUACAAGAUUUUAGAUCUGGAAAAGCCCCAGUUCUGGUAGCAACAGAUGUGGCAGCACGUGGUUUAGAUGUCGAAGACGUUAAAUUCGUUAUAAACUUCGAUUACCCGUCCAAUUCCGAAGACUACGUGCAUCGUAUCGGUAGAACGGGGAGGUCGCAAAAGACCGGUACGGCCUACACCUUCUUCACGCCGAGCAACUCCAACAAGGCUGCCGAUCUUGUGGCCGUGCUCAAGGAGGCGAAACAGGUGAUCAACCCCAAACUGCUGGAGAUGGCCGACAAGUGUUGGAACGGCAACGGAAACGGAAGAGGUAUGGGAGGAAGGAAACCGUGGGGUCGAGGUAGGGGAGGAGGUCGUGGCAGAUCGCGUUCUCGCUCCCCCGUCAGAUCCCGAUCCAGAUCUCCUCGCCGAAACGCCAGAAGAGAACGAAGUCGGUCCAGAGAUAGAAGCAGGUCUCGCGAUCGAAGUCGUUCCAGGGACAGAAGAAGGAGACACUCACCCAGUUACUCGCCCUCCCCUCAACGCUCCACGAUACUGUCGAAGGAGAAAAGUCCCCCAAAACCGUUGAUGUCACUGAUGAACAAACCCCCUCCGAACAUCUCAUCGGUACCUCCGCCACAGCCGCUCUCGCUUCCGUCCACCAGGGUUCCCCCGCCCCAAGGACCGCCUGCGCAGACGAGGAUGCCCCCUCAAGGACCCCCGAGGAGCAGCUUGAUGCAGGGUCAUCUGCCGCCGGGCCAAAAUCAAGUGGCUUCGUUGCAGGCCAGACCGCCGCACCCACCUCUACCCACGCAUUCGACGAUGCCACCGAUGAACACGCAAGUUCCGCCGCCGCAGACGCGGGGGCCGCCACCACCGCAAACGCAGCUACCCCCUCCUAGAGUUCCUCCGCCCAUGAUUCAGGCUCCGCCCAUUCAUCAAGCUCCGCCCCCACCGCCACCGUCGACUUCUCAAGUUCAACAACCAGCUCAUCCCCCCAAACCGAUGAUGUCUUAUCAGUCGUUACCCCCGGCUGGUUAUGGUGGAUAUCCGUUUCCGAAUGGAGCCUUAAUUUUCAAUUCACCACCCCCUCCGCCCCCGAGUCAAGGGGUGAACAUGUAUUUUCCCUAUGCACCCCCGCCUCCAACAAGAUAAUCUAAUCGUACUAACUUUGAAGUAAUAGAUAUUUAUAAUUCUUUCGAUAAGUUAUAUAUUAAUGUAGAAGUGAAUAAGUUUGACUAGAGAAAUUAUGUUUUUUAUAUUGGGAUAAGACUUAUGUUUAAUCUUACACGUAUAUUGUAAAUAAAUCGAGGUUAGAGUUU